GUAUGAGUAUGUUUUUUUGUUAUACAGUCUGAACUAAAAGGAAAAUAACUUUUUUUUCGGAACGUGUGCUCGUUAGCCUCGCGGACUCUAUUCGGUGUCGGACUACCGGACGUUCGCGAGUCCUUCACUAAAAUGGCGGCGCUGGUAGGUCCCCGCCUGGCCAGGCUUUUAAGCAUAAACCUCAGACCUGGCUGUGUUUUCGCUGUGCAUAAUAAAGGCCUUCACCAGAGUUCAGAAGCUGAAAGCAGUGUUAUUCCUGCUAGACACAAAAGUACAGCAUUAGCUCCUAAGAAGUCCUCCGCACCCAGCAGUAAAGGAGAGUAUGUUAUCGCCAAAUUGGAUGACCUGGUCAAUUGGGCUCGACGAAGCUCCCUGUGGCCCAUGACCUUUGGUCUUGCCUGUUGUGCAGUUGAGAUGAUGCACAUGGCAGCACCACGCUACGACAUGGACCGUUUCGGAGUGGUCUUCCGAGCCAGCCCUCGGCAGGCAGAUGUCAUGAUUGUUGCAGGAACUCUCACCAACAAAAUGGCCCCUGCCCUCAGAAAGGUCUAUGAUCAGAUGCCAGAACCUCGCUAUGUCAUCUCCAUGGGCAGCUGUGCCAAUGGCGGUGGGUAUUACCAUUAUUCCUACGCCGUGGUGAGAGGCUGUGACCGGAUAGUGCCCGUGGAUAUCUACGUCCCUGGCUGCCCCCCAACAGCAGAGGCUCUACUCUACGGUGUCCUACAGCUUCAGAGGAAAAUCAAGAGGGAGAAGAAGCUGAGAAUCUGGUACCGCAAGUGAAAGUACAUGACUUAUUUAUCAGUAGCAUUUUUCUUCUGUUGUAUACAACUCUGCGUGUGCACACAUUAAUAAAAUUCUUUACACUCUU
This is a messenger RNA of Erpetoichthys calabaricus (reedfish), 868 nucleotides long. RefSeq names its product NADH:ubiquinone oxidoreductase core subunit S7 (gene ndufs7). The transcript has 8 exons. Lineage: Eukaryota; Metazoa; Chordata; Cladistia; Polypteriformes; Polypteridae. Bases 133 to 780 code for a protein of 215 amino acids. The record is from RefSeq and is a predicted model, not a curated record. Gene Ontology annotation, biological process: mitochondrial respiratory chain complex I assembly; electron transport coupled proton transport; aerobic respiration. Gene Ontology annotation, molecular function: 4 iron, 4 sulfur cluster binding; quinone binding; NADH dehydrogenase (ubiquinone) activity.